AGGGGAUACAUAGUCUUGAUGGCCACCUGGACAGGUGAUGUAGAAGUAUUCCUAUUUCGGCUCUUAGGUAUAGCACUCUGUCUUCGAAACGAUAAGGUGGAUGACAAUAGCCAGAUCCGCGCUCUCGCCCUCCUGUACUGUCGGAUAGCGUGAUCAACAAAACAAGAGCCAAGUCGUCACCGAACUGCAAAAGGAAGCUCGCACAUCUGAUGCCAUCAGUCAAAGCGUACCUGAAAAAGGCAUGUAGCAUGCCGACUUCCCCUAACGAUAAUCAGGGCAACCAAUGCCCAGGCACUCCACGCCCCCCUCCCGGCCUCGCCACCACCUAUCACAACCUCAUAUCCUAUCACUUGGUACCACUCACUAGCCAUCCAACAAAACGCAUCCAAGAAACGAUCAUCAGUCGCUCAAGUCCUUCUCACCCCCUUAUCUUCACCUCCACUUCAUCUCCGCCAUGCACCCUUUUCUAUUUUCAAAACGACAGCUAUUCACGUGUCCCCGGGCCGCAUAUGCAUGAGGCGUGCAGCUUGCAUAGCCUCGCCCACAUCCCCCAUCUCCACACAUCCAUCCAUCUAUCCAGCUCACUCCUAGUACGCGGCCCCAUGCCACAGAACCCCACAACACGUUUUUUGACACACUACACUCACACACCGUUACCCGGAGUCGUGUAACGUUACCUUUCUUAGUUACGCAACUACCACAUUUCAGCCGAUCAUCGUUUCGCGGAUUCGGCAGCUA
Bipolaris sorokiniana ND90Pr is the source of this 738-nucleotide messenger RNA. RefSeq lists its product as uncharacterized. The coding region runs from base 210 to 671 and encodes 153 amino acids. Lineage: Eukaryota; Fungi; Ascomycota; Dothideomycetes; Pleosporales; Pleosporaceae. The transcript has a single exon. The record is from RefSeq and is a predicted model, not a curated record.